AUGGAUGUGUUUACUUUCUUUUUCCUGGGCUUGAGAGUAUUUGUUUUCUGCAUUGGAUUUAUGGGUAACAUCUUUCUCAUCCUUUCCAUCAUCCAGACCAAGUUCUCCCAUAUUAAAUCAUUUGAGUUAUUUCUCAUGGGACUGGCUGCAGCCAACUUAGAGGAAAUUGUCAUCAUAAACAUUUAUGAUGUUAUCAUCUUGCAGACUUCCUCCACCGCUGCUGGCACUUGGUUGUGUGAUUUACUCAAAUUUCUGACUAUGUUUGGUGAAAUCUGCAGCAUUCUCUUCACUGUCAUCAUCAGCAUCUUCCGCUACCAGAAGCUGAAAGAUGUCACCAAGAGGAUGAGCCUCCCGAUUUACCUGGAUAGCAUCAGAUCAGCCUGGACACUAAGUGGGGUUUGUGUGAUGAUGUCCUUGCUCUUCUGCCUUCCCGUUUUUGCUAUUAACCCUCAAGGCUCUGUGGAAAACAUCACAAGAAACAAUAGUGGCUGCCCUCCAGACUUCUUUUACUGUGGUAAAAAUCACUGUCCCAAACUGUACCUCGUCUACAAAUAUCUUUUCAGCCUGAUGUGCCACCUGCUGCCCCUGAUCAUUGUCACGGUCACCAGCUGCCUCAUCAUCGCAGUGCUAUUGAGUCAGAGGACGAUGGUGACACCUGUGGUUAGUGUGAGCCCAUCAAGCCAGCUGAACAGGAAAACUAAAGAUCUGAGGCUCACUCGAAGCACGGUUGCUGUAGUGGCAGCCAUGGCGUUAUUCCAGAUAGACUGGACCCUCUACCUUAUCUUCCAAUGGCUUUUUAUCCCAGUUGACUUUCCUUUUAUGGCUGAAGCUGAGUUCUUUAUCUCAACUUCCUAUACAUCCAUAUCUCCAUAUGUUUAUGGGAUAGGGCACAACCUGUUCUCUCUAAAGAACUUGAAAAAGAUGUUAUUUAAAUCUUUGCUUUAG
Molecule: messenger RNA, 945 nt
Organism: Melanotaenia boesemani (Boeseman's rainbowfish)
Lineage: Eukaryota; Metazoa; Chordata; Actinopteri; Atheriniformes; Melanotaeniidae
Product: gonadotropin-releasing hormone receptor
Exons: 1
Coding region: 1-945 (314 amino acids)
Biological process (GO): neuropeptide signaling pathway
Cellular component (GO): membrane; neuron projection
Molecular function (GO): G protein-coupled receptor activity; neuropeptide binding
Source: RefSeq, a predicted model, not a curated record